Molecule: messenger RNA, 1056 nt
Organism: Thlaspi arvense
Lineage: Eukaryota; Viridiplantae; Streptophyta; Magnoliopsida; Brassicales; Brassicaceae
Source: the annotation of a GenBank genome assembly
AUGGCGGCGGUUAUCGGAAACGUGGCGCUGUUACUCGACGUUAAUUCUCAUCGUACGGUGGUUACUGAUCGGAGGAUUCGUUUGGCGGUGGUUGACGUCGUUCUUAAUCUACAGAAGAGAGAUUCGCACAGUAGUCACGUUCCUUCCUACUACGCGGCUCUCUCAUCCAAUAAGCCUCUUGAACCGGACGGAGAAGCUCGGAUUCGCCGGUUUUUGACUCGCGGAAAGGCGAAUUCCAGGGCUAACGCCGUCGAUUUCGACGAGGCCGGAUCCAGCGACGAGGAGAGCAACGACGGUGGUGACGACAAGGAGACCGAGGAGGAGGAGAAAGCUUACGAUGUGGAGAAGGAGAGGAAGAGGAGAGCUAAGGAGUUUCAGGAUAUGAAGGAGCUCGAGAGGAAAGCGGAGGAGUUGCAGUAUAGGAUUGAGGAAGAAGGGGAAGAUUCAGAGGAGAAGAAGAGGAUGAGAGUGAAAAGAGAACUCGAAAAGGUAGCUCAGGAGCAAGCAGAGAGGAGAGCAACAGCAGAAUUGAUGUUUGAAUUGGGUCAAAAGGCUUACGGUAAAGGAAUGUAUGGAAGAGCAAUAGAGUUUCUUGAAGGAGCUCUUACCAUUAUCCCAAGGCCAACACUCUUUGGUGGUGAGAUUCAAAUUUGGUUAGCUAUGGCAUAUGAGGCCAAUAAUCGCCACGCUGAUUGCAUUGAUCUUUAUCAGCAACUAGAGAAGAGACACCCGAGUCCUGGUAUUCGCCGUCAAGCUUCAGAGCUUAGGUAUAUCUUGCAAGCUCCUAAGCUCAAGAUCUCUCAGGAGGAAAUGGUUACUAUACCCAUGAUCGGUUCAAGCUACGACAGCUAUGCAGUGACAUGGAGUGACAAGGAGAGGGAUAAGGACCGGAGAAUGAAUGAAUCUACUACGAAUCAGCUCAACGCGAGUCAAGACUUUCUAGGAAAGCUCUUGGUUUGGCGACCACCGAUCGGUAUGGAGAAGAACCGAGUCUUUUGGCUUUCUUUGACAUUGUGGUUCGGUUUAGUCGGAGCAGCACUUUUCCUACAAAGAUAA